Fusarium verticillioides 7600 is the source of this 1643-nucleotide messenger RNA. RefSeq lists its product as hypothetical. Gene Ontology annotation, biological process: maturation of 5.8S rRNA; maturation of LSU-rRNA. Bases 415 to 1368 code for a protein of 317 amino acids. The transcript has 3 exons. Gene Ontology annotation, cellular component: preribosome, large subunit precursor; nucleolus. NCBI's taxonomy places the organism in Eukaryota, Fungi, Ascomycota, Sordariomycetes, Hypocreales, Nectriaceae. The record is from RefSeq and is a predicted model, not a curated record.
CAAAAACUCCAAGAUCUCUCUCUACCUCGAUCAUCGCAAUCGUAAACCACAUAUCACAACCUCCUAAUCAACGAAGAGAUUCGGGACCAGGACGAGGCCAGGUUAUCCACAGAGCUUAAAUAGCUCUUGUUCUGUGCGGCGACACGAGAAUUAGUCUCAUCGGCCUGUCUCUCAUCCACAUUUUGCUGUCGCUUUCUCUAUAUUCUCACUUCUCGACACGACACGACCAUCUACAAGCUCGCCAGCAAUUCCCCAAUCAGCUAUCACUGCUAUUAGCUAUCAUAGUCGCGCUGUCUACGCGGUGCUACUAGCUUCGCACCCCGAACCGUUGUCGCCUUCCGUCUGGUUGGAGACCUGGACAAGACAAGACACAACACCACAACCAACACCAGGACAAGCUAUUCCGUUCUCAAGAUGAGCUUCAGUGGAAAUAGUGAUGAAAUUGUGUGGCAAAUUAUCGGUCAACAAUUUUGCGCGUUCAAGAUUAAAACCAACAAAGCCCAAACAUUCUGCCGAAAUGAGCACAAUGUUACAGGUCUCUGUAACCGUCAGUCAUGUCCUCUCGCGAACUCGAGAUACGCUACAGUCAGGGAGCAUCAAAACCGAUUGUACUUGUUGAUCAAAACCCCAGAAAGGGCCCAUCUCCCAAGCAAACUUUGGCAACGUUACAAACUACCCAGCAAUUACUCCAAGGCAUUGUCCAUGAUAGACGAGAAGCUUAUAUACUGGCCUAAUUUCCUCGUUCACAAGUGCAAGCAACGUCUCACCCGCUUGACACAGGUUCAAACUCGCAUGCGUCGCAUUGCCGCCGAGGAGGAGCGGUUGGGUGAAAAGCUUGUCCCCAAAAUGGCCCCUAAGAUCAGACACCGUGAGCAGGCCCGUGAGCGCAAGGCUGAGGCUGCCGCCAAGCUGGAACGAACUAUUGAGCGCGAGCUCAUUGAGCGUCUUCGACAGGGUGCUUACGGCGACCAGCCCCUCAAUGUCAGUGAGUCUAUCUGGAAGAAGGUUCUCAAUGCCAUGGAGCGCGACGGCGAGGGCCAACGUGACAAGGACCUGGACAAGGGCCUUGACGAGAACGGCGAGGAGGUUGAAUGGAGCGAGGAGGAAGACGACAACCUGGAGAACCAGGUUGAGUAUGUUUCCGAUAUUGAGGAGAGCGACGAGGAGCUCGGCGACCUUGAGGACUGGCUCGAGAGCGAAAACGAGGAGGAGGACGAAGAGGAUGAUGAUGAUGAUGACAGCGAAGAGUCCGAGACCGAGAAGUCUGGCGCCAAGCGAAAGCGUGGACGAGCUAUCAAGAUGAAGAACAAGAAGCCCAGACAGGAGGAGAAGGAGAAGCUGUUGCUCACCAACGAUCUCACAUGGUAAUUGACGGUCUCAAAAUCAAGCUUCGGCGUUUGAGGAGUUGGCAUUCUCUACUAAGAAAGAUGAAGAAAGGGGGUUUACGAAGGGUGGGGAAAAAAAAGCGUACAUCAAUGUGUACCUUCUUAUCAGAGAAUAUCACGUCGCAAUAUGCUUCAUUCUUGCUGAGCUGAUUUGAUUUUUGGCAAGGUAUAGAUACCAAAAUAGGCUGCCAAUGUUUUUAUACGAAUUUGUUGUUACUUGAAGCGUUCCAUUUGAAACCAUUCUCUUUUUAACUAAUG